Molecule: messenger RNA, 1988 nt
Organism: Hyaloscypha bicolor E
Lineage: Eukaryota; Fungi; Ascomycota; Leotiomycetes; Helotiales; Hyaloscyphaceae
Exons: 1
Coding region: 157-1599 (480 amino acids)
Source: RefSeq, a predicted model, not a curated record
UCAAAGGAUACGAGCGCCAAGCAACCUUCAACCUUAUGCGACUUAUCGCAGUAAACAACUUUGGGAAAGAAGGACCCCUCCUUUCAAUCUCCAUCGUUAAACACACACAAUAAACUCAAAGCCUAUCACCACGAGAUGAAAAUUGAGAACAAAUAAAUGACCGCCUACUUGAGCAUAUAUUCCCCAGCUUCCUUCCUUGCCCAUUCCCAACCGAACACCGCAAUCAUGAGCUCUCUAGGCUCAUCGCCUCAAGGUGUAUCAUCUCUGGGUACCUCAGCUCGAAGUAAAGGAAAACGCGUCUCCUUCUCUUCAACUACGUCGAUCCGCGAAAUCCCAGACGAAUCAGCCCCUGGCUCUUCAACUCAAGAUGAAGCAUCUCAAGUUACAUCAACCCAAGGUCCAGCAACACAAGUCAUCUCCGCGCAAUCUCCCCCACCAAAGAGCUACAGGCCAACUCCUCCCUCGUCACUUACAGAAGAACACCUUCAAAGCGCCCAAGAAGACGACUCUUCCUCACUCGUCAACGAGAAUCGUCGGAACCGGUCAGCAGCCAUAGAUGUGACCGGAACUCGCGACCCUGCAGUCAAUCUCCCAAAUGUUGAGGCACCGUCAAAUGCAACAGAUCCGUCCGAUGCAGCAGAGCCGCCAAACGCAGCGGAAUCGCCGAAUGCAGCAAGUCAGUCAAAAGCACCGAUAGCUCCCCCUCCAGUUCCUCCGAAUUCUCAGACCUCAACAACACCACCUUCUCGACCCACCUCUCGUCCAAAACCUCUCAUUUCCACCCCAACCAGUUCCGCAAUUGCAUGUCCCCAAUGCCACACCACCCUCCGCAUAACUCUCAGGAUCUCAACCCAACAGUUUCACUCCAAUCCUCACAAUCAUCCUUCAAUCGCAGGAGGAAGUGAAACUGUGCCAUCGAAUUCAAACGAGGAGACACAGACAGAGAGACGAACAUACAGAAUACUACCGAAACCCGCGUCUUUCGCCGGUUGUCAACAAUGCUGGGAGAUGCUGCAUAAUCCGGCGGUUCCUGCUGAGCCAGCUGCUGUUAAGGAGCUCGGAUGUUGUAGUGUUUGGGGAGCGAAGUUGGAGCGGAAGUUGGGUCGGGCUUUUGGUGUCGUCUUGGGGGAAUGUAUCAAGGAAUGCAGAUUCGGGUCGAGGAUAUGUUCAUGCUGUGAUUGGGUUGAGAAGAUUGGAUGGGUUAAGGAGUGGCGUAGGAAGAAGAAUAUCGGGAAAGGAAAGAGAGCUGCCAGGAGUGAUAGCGAUAGGGGUGAUGAGGAUGGGGGUAGGAGUACUCAAGCAACUUUUGUUGGGAAUAGGGAGGGAGACGGAAACGGAGACGGAGAGGGCGGAGAUGGGAAUGAGCAGAGAGGAAGUGGGAGUGGAAAUGGGGGCGGUGAGGAGAGGGACGAAACUGGCGGCGAGGGCGCGAGUGCUGUGGGACAGAGCGAAACAAGGGAGAGUGUGACGAAUCGACAGAUUGGUGAACAAAAUGAUGAGGUACACCAGGAGACGGAGUGUGAUCGCUACCAGGCAGAGCAGGCAAAGAAGAGUUGGUGGGAACAUUUAGCUGGUUCUGUUAGAGGCUCCAAGAGGUAAUAUCGAGAUUGCAGAGGUGUUAAUUGAUAAACUGGCCGGAAUUUUUUGCGAUGUUGAGAUGCAGGGGCUCUGGAUAGGACUCGAUAGAUUGGAAGGAGCGAUGCUUGACUUUGAUAGUUUCACACAGAGAGGAAAUUUGAUUCCGUUUGGACAAGCGAGACUUCCAUCCGAAUCAAUGUGCACCUGUCCAACCCUCAGCUCCUCUUUGCUUUCAUCUAGUAAACACUUCACCUAUCAAUAAGCAUCUUGCUGUCAAGCGACACCAGGAAAAUUGUAUGUCAAAGUGGUUCUUUGAUCAGCGAGAAGCACCCAUUCGCGAAAAUGACAUGACACCACCGAUUAGCGUUACACUGCGUGGGGUCAAAAGGAAGAAGGCUCCGCAAGCUUCU